CAUAAGAAGAGGUCUCGUCAGAAUUUGUAUUCUCCAUCAGUUGUACACUUCUACUCUUUCUCAUUAACCCUAAAAAUCUACUUUCUACAUUAGUUUUUCAUGCCUUCAUCUCAUUAAUCUUUCAUCAAUCCACUUUUUCGUCCGUAUUAAUCAAAACACUCGUUUGUCUUUAUCAAGGUCUUCGAUUAGCGGGAAAAUUUUUGAUAUUUUGUUUGUUAAAUUAGCAAUUUGUUCACAGUUUCUCGUUGAAUUUCUCAAAGUAGUAUCUUUUAUUUGUGUCAAACACAAUUCGGUUUGUUCGGAAAUUCAGUGUAGCCUGUUUGAUUUUGGUUCAAUUAGGUUUGAUUUUGGCAAAAAUUGGUUUGGAUUGGACUUAGAGAUUUGAAAAUCGAAUUUAUUUUGGUUUGAUUUAGUUUUGUGUUGACACAGAACCGAAAAUCAAACUUACACCUUAGCAAUGAGUGUCUGUGGUGAGAAAUCGGACGAUGAGUAUUCCGUCAUUGGUGACAAAGGGGAGGUUGGUUUUAUUGACUUUGACGAUGACAGCUCCGUUUGUAGCUAUGAUCCUAAUGAAGAGGGUUCUAUUUUUGUUUCUGUGCCUUUCCCGUUUGUUGGACAAAAACCUCGUUCAGUUCUUGUUGAUGCGAUUGCGUCUGAUGCCAUUACCAUUAAAAACAGAACGAGAGAUUCUAUUGAGAUUUGGGGGAUCCAGAUAUAUGCUUCAAACCCUGAAGAUACAUUUGAGCUGUCGUUAAUGGAACCUUCGAAAUCAGGGUUUGUAGGGUCCUAUAGUUUGGAAGAUCGAGUUCUGCCGCCACAUAAAACAAUGACUGUUUGGCUAUCUUGCAAGCCAAAAACCAUUGGGAUGCAAACUUGUAUUGUCCAUUUGGAUAUUGAAGGGGAUAAGAUUGAACGUGUGGUGUUUCUCCUGGCAGAAGAUAGUGUCUCCAAAGCUUUAGCUUCAAAUAAACCUUAUUUUGCAAGGGGCAGAAAAAAGACACAGUUUGUUGUAGAUUCAUAUGUUCAAGGUGUACGUCCUGCUGCUCCUGCGAAUAGAUUUCGCCCAUUCCACUGUAAGCUUCUUGAUUAUUUGAUACCAAAAGAUAUAAGAGAAGUUAUCGAGUCGAAGCAGAUUCCAGAUGCUAUCAUUGAAGGCCUAUCUAGGAGGAACUAUGUACCUUAUUUCAAAACACUUGUGAUUAUGGAAGAACUGCGUUUGGAGGAAGAUAUGAAGGCAUUUGACAUGGAGAAUGCUACUAUGAGGAGCAAGGGUCGUCUGUUUUUAGUACUGGAGGUCGUAGGCUUGGCUGAAAGAAGACCUUCACUUGUUCAUGGAGAUGCUGUAUUUGCGAAAUUUGCUUCCGAAGAUACUGAUAACAUCCCGGCUUAUGAGGGUUUUAUACACCGUGUAGAGGCUGAUCAAGUAUAUUUGAAAUUUGCUGAUAAAUUCCACCAGCAACACAAAGAUCAUUAUUCUUAUAAUAUCCGAUUCAUGUACAACCGUGUGAACAUGAGAAGAUUGUAUCAAGCGAUUGAAGCUGCCGACAAAAUUCAUAAAGCCUUCCUCUUUCCUUCCGAGUCUUUGAUGAAGAGGCAGAUUAAACCAAACUUUACGGUGCCGAUAUCUCUUAAACUCAACGAGGAGCAGAUGAAUGCUGUUGAAAUGAUUCUGGGAUGUAAAGGUGGAGUACCAUAUAUGAUUAAUGGCCCCCCAGGUACUGGUAAAACAAUGACACUAGUAGAAGCAAUCCUCCAAAUUUAUAGAGCCCGUAAAGGUUCUCGGAUCCUAAUCUGUGCAGCUUCAAAUUGCGCGGCUGACCAUAUACUGGAGAAAAUCCUAAAAGAGGACGUCAAAAUUCAGGAAAAUGAAAUUUUAAGGCUUAAUGCAAGUAGUCGUCCGAUUGAAGAUAUGAAACCUGAGUAUAUGCAAUAUUGUUUUUUUGAGAAUUCUGUUUUUCGAUGUCUUCCUCGAGAAGCACUGCGGUAUUAUAGAAUCAUUAUAACUACAUACAUGAGUUCUGCCCUUCUUCAUACGGAAGGUAUUCAGCAGGGACAUUUCUCUCACAUAAUUCUGGAUGAGGCAGGGCAAGCCUCAGAACCAGAAACCAUGGUUCCUAUAGCUAACUUCUGUCGAAAGGAUACUGUGGUUGUUCUCGCUGGAGAUCCGAUGCAACUAGGCCCUGUUGUUUUCUCGCACGAUGCAAAGAAACAUGGAUUAGGAAAAUCAUAUUUGGAAAGGCUUUUUGAAUGCGAGCUUUAUAGUGAAGGGGAUGAAGGUUACGUGACAACACUUCGGCGGAACUACCGUUCCCACCCUGAAAUCCUGAAGCUUCCAUCAGAAUUAUUUUACCGUGGCGAAUUAAUUUCAUGUCAGGAACCCAUGGAAUCCCCUCUUUGGCAGGAUCUCCUUCCUAACAAGGAGUUCCCCAUGUUUUUUACUGGCAUCCAAGCAUAUGAUGAGAGGGAAGGAGAUAAUCCAUCAUGGUUUAAUCGUACUGAGGCUAGCAUGGUUGUUAAGCUCAUCAAGAAGCUCAUAUUGAAUAAUGUCACUGAAGAGAGCAUCGGAGUGAUCACACCUUACCGGCAGCAAGUUGCCAAAAUAAAAAUGGCUCUUGAGAAUGAUGACAUUCAGGAGGUCAAAAUCGGCAGUGUUGAGCAGUUUCAAGGACAAGAGAGGGACGUCAUUAUUAUAUCUACUGUUCGAUCAACUGUUAAGCAUGAUGAAUUCGACAGAGUCCAUUAUUUGGGAUUUUUGAGCAAUCCGAAAAGGUUUAAUGUUGCCAUCACUAGGGCCAGAUCUCUGCUUGUUAUUAUCGGGAACCCACAUAUUAUCUCUAAGGAUCGUUUCUGGGCGAAACUUCUUUGGCGCUGUGUCGACAACAAUUCCUAUGAGGGCUGCUCUCUUCCAGAAAGAGAGGAGUGGGACGACGAUGACAAUCCCAUGCUCGAGUAUGGAUGCUCCAAUACUGCCGAGACAGAUCAAUUCAAAAACGGCUCUUAUAACUAUUGUCAAGGACAGGACGACAACGACAGCUUUCCAGAAGAGAAUGGAUGGUCAGUUAAUGCUCCUCCCGAACAGAAUUUCGAGGAUGGAUGGUCGCUUGAUGCUCCUGUGGCGCAACAGAGUGUUGAUGAUGGGUGGUCUCUUGAUGCUCCCGUGAUGCAACAGAAUUUCGAGAAUGGAUGUUCUCUUGAUGCUCCUGUGCUGGACGAGAAUUCCAGCGUUACUGAUCCUGUUGCGGAGGACGGUCAAGAGCCACCCUGGGAAGAUGAUUUUCCCAAACCCCUCAAGGAUGAAGAUGAGUGGUCUGAUGGCUGGAAGUAAAUUUCUUGUAUUCACUAAUGUUAUUAAACAUUGAUGAAAUUAUUUGGUUAAAUAUUAUAAAAGAAUAAUUAGGGUAGAUAACUAAAUUGCUUGUGGUAUUACUUUAAACUGUAAAGCAAACACUGCUUUACUAAAAUUAGUUUUACGGAUAUUUCAUGAUAUACCACUGAGUUUCUUCAAAAUUCACCAUAUACCACACGAAAUUUUCUAAUUCACCAUAUACCAUUGAGUUUACGUCCGUUAGCACAGGAUACCAUUAAUGACAACUGCCGUCAGUGUGCCGUUUGUGGUAAAUUACCAGUAUGCCCUUACGCAUUCACCUGGUGCCAUUGUUAGGCUUGACUUCCCCAAACACAGCGUAUUUGUUCAAAAAACUGAUCCUCCAUCUUUCUUCUUCUCCAUUCAAGAAACUUUGUAUUCGUCUACAUUGAUCUAAAACCCUUAAAGUCCAUCAAAAAUCCUUAAAUUCCUUAAAAUCGAUUUGUGUAAAGUGAAUUGCAAGUUUGUGAAGUGAUUUAGAACCCAAACACAGGUGGUCGUGACUGAAUUUCGCACAAAGUUCGCUAAUUCGGUGGAUUAAGCAUACGCAAGGAUGAGUUCAUUGUGGUUGUUAGUUCGUGCUCCAGGGGGUACUUUUGAUGUGAGGGUGGAUGACACUGAUAAGACCAAUUUGAUGGAGUUAAUUGAGUAUAUGUUUGAGGAUUCAGUGAAACAGAAUGUAUAUCUC
Molecule: messenger RNA, 4052 nt
Organism: Amaranthus tricolor (Joseph's coat)
Lineage: Eukaryota; Viridiplantae; Streptophyta; Magnoliopsida; Caryophyllales; Amaranthaceae
Product: probable RNA helicase SDE3
Exons: 5
Coding region: 458-3325 (955 amino acids)
Molecular function (GO): RNA binding; 5'-3' RNA helicase activity
Source: RefSeq, a predicted model, not a curated record